UGUAAAAAGAAAAAAAAAAAAAAAAAAGGUUCACAUUCAAGUCUCUUUCUUGUAACAGUCUUUAACUUGUCAAUCACUUGUUCCAGCUUUAGGGUUUUGCUCGUUUUGCACCUAAUUUCGUUCGGAAAUUUUGACGGUGUUUGCUUUUCUGUAAUUGGAGCGCUUUUGAAUUUAAAUUUGGUGUUUCGAAACACGCAUGAAGCUUGUUUAUACUGAAUUUGAUUAAUUUACAAGUUCUGGUGAUUUUCUUAAUAAUUCAUUUCUUGACUGGAAGAGGGUAAAGCCGAAUUAUAGCAUUGGAAGUUUAUCGGGUGUUGGGAAUUAGGGAAAUUAAUUAAGAUGAUUUCGUUUGAAAAUUGAAUCUUCUGUUGGGUGUUCAAGUCAAUGAGAUUAUUUUUCAAUUUUGGAUUCGUCAGUGGAUGGGUGAUUCCAUGAAGCAGACUUUUGACAAUUCUUCAGGUACUACUAAGAUUCCACCGCUGAGUAUGCCUAAAGAACUGGGUAGCGGUGUCUGGGGGACUAUAGCUAGAUCUGAUGCGUAUCAUGCCUCAAGUGAUGCGUCGCUUUUCUCUAGUUCAUUACCCGUUCUUCCACAUGAGAAGUUGAACUUGAAUGUGGCGGGUCUUGGUCGUCAAUCUGUUGAUGAUAUCUCAUCUGACUUAAAUAAGGACCAUCAAGGUGUGGAGGGAGGUGAUUCAAUUGAAGACAAUGCGAAUUCUGUGACUGAAGGCUUUCUUCCGGAUGAUGAGGAAGAGCUUUUAGCUGGUAUUAUGGAUGAUUUUGACCUGAGUGGUUUGCCUUCUUCACUUGAGGACUUGGAGGACUAUGAUCUUUUUGACAGUGGAGGGGGUAUGGAAUUGGAAAACAGUACUCAGGAGAGCCUGAGUAUAAGCAUGUCAAAGGUAAGUUUAUCCGAUGGGGUUGUUGGGAAUGGUUUGCCCCAUUAUGGUCUUCCUAAUGGUGUGGGAACUGUUGCUGGAGAACAUCCAUAUGGCGAGCAUCCUUCGAGAACAUUAUUUGUUCGGAAUAUUAAUAGUAAUGUUGAGGAUUCAGAACUGAGAGCUCUUUUUGAGCAAUACGGCGACAUUAGAACUCUGUACACUGCAUGCAAACAUCGGGGCUUUGUGAUGAUAUCAUAUUAUGAUAUUCGUGCUGCUCGAACUGCUAUGCGUUCACUACAGAACAAGCCCCUCCGACGGAGAAAACUUGACAUUCACUUCUCAAUUCCAAAGGAUAAUCCAUCAGACAAGGAUUUGAAUCAAGGAACUCUUGUAGUUUUUAAUUUGGAUCCAUCAGUUUCAAAUGAGGAUCUGCGUCAAAUAUUUGGGGCCUACGGCGAGGUCAAAGAGAUAAGAGAAACUCCACAUAAGAGGCACCAUAAAUUUAUUGAAUUUUAUGAUGUUAGAGCUGCAGAAGCAGCACUUAAGUCAUUAAAUAGAAGCGACAUAGCUGGGAAACGCAUAAAGCUUGAACCUAGCCGCCCUGGUGGAGCUCGUCGAAACUUCACAUCUGAUAGCAUAAAGGCCUUUGGUACAACUAAAAGCUUGAUGCUACAACUGAACCAAGAGCUUGAACAAGAUGAAUCAAGGGUUUUGCAACAUCAAGUUGGUUCACCAAUUACCAACUCUCCGCCAGGUAACUGGGGGCAGUUCAGCAGCCCUAUUGAACCUAAUCCACUGCAAGCUAUUAGCAAGUCCCCUGUUUAUAGGAACAUAAGCCCAACGACAAGCAGUUUGCCUGGAUUGGCAUCAAUAUUAAAUCCUCCAGUUUCAAACUCUGUAAAAGUUGCACCUAUUGGUAAGGACCAAGGAAGGGGUAGUCACAUGGAGCAUGUAUUUACCAAUACAAAUUCAGCCCAUGGAGCUGCAUUUCCAGAGUCUCAUUCAUUUCCAGAGCCAAAGUUGGGCCAACACCCUGGAACCAUAUCCUCUUUUGGUACCUCAACUUCAAAUGGAUCUGUUAUGGAGACAUUAUCUGGAUCCCAGUUUCUUUGGGGAAGUCCAAACAGAUAUUCAGAGCAUGGCAGUUCUCCAGCCUGGCCAAUGCCAACUAUGGGGCAUCCGUUCUCAUCCAAUGGAAAGAGCCAUGGGUUUCCAUAUUCUGGUCGCCAAGGCUCUUUCCUUGGCUCUGCUCAGCAUCAUCACCAUCAUCAUGUUGGAUCUGCUCCUUCUGGUGUUCCCUUGGAGAGACACUUUGGUUUUUUCCCCGAGUCUCCGGAAACCUCAUUCAUGAAUCCUGUUGCUUUCCGUGGCAUGGGUAUAGGACAGAAUGAUGGAAGUUUCAUGGUGAAUCAUCUUGGUCCUCGUGCUACUGUUAAUCCUGGCAUUACCAUUCCGAGAAAUAUUUCGGAAAAUGGUUCUUCAAGUUAUAGAAUGAUGUCUUCACCCAGACUUAGUCCUGUAUUUGUAAGCAACGGCCUAUACCCCGGAUUGACACCCACCAAUAUGGAGGGUUUGACUGAUCGUGGGCGGAGCAGGCGGGUUGAUAAUAAUGGGAGCCAGAUAGAUACCAAGAAACAGUUUCAGCUUGACUUGGAAAAGAUUAAAAAUGGAGAAGAUACUCGGGCAACCUUGAUGAUUAAAAAUAUCCCAAAUAAGUACACCUCAAAAAUGUUGCUAGCUGCUAUUGAUGAAAAUCACAAGGGUACUUAUGAUUUUCUCUACUUGCCGAUUGAUUUUAAGAAUAAAUGCAAUGUUGGCUACGCAUUUAUCAAUAUGCUGUCUCCUGCACACAUUAUCCCAUUUUAUGAGGCAUUUAAUGGAAAGAAGUGGGAGAAAUUUAACAGUGAGAAAGUUGCUUCGUUGGCAUAUGCUCGGAUUCAGGGAAAGGCAGCCCUUGUGGCUCACUUCCAGAAUUCAAGCUUGAUGAAUGAAGAUAAGCGCUGUCGCCCUAUCAUGUUUCACUCGGAGGGCCCAGAUGCUGGUGAUCAGAUCAUCCAAGAGCAUAUGAUUUCCAAUAGUUUGAAUAUCCAAGUUCGUCAGCCAAAUGAGUCAGAGGCAGGGGAUUCCUCUGGAAGCCCUACAAAGGAUAGAUCAGGCGAGAAGCCAGAGAAGAGUUGACAGUAUAGUGAAAGAAGAUUGCUCUCUCUGCCCAAAUUUAUCGGGCUAUGAGUGUUAACUUAUGCGUAUAUAUGUAAGUGUAAAAAUUUAGGAAGAGAUGAACUUGGUUAAUGCAGCAGGCCAGAUUUUGUAUAGUAUACGGUUAGAAAGUUUGUGAAACGGCCAGCACUUCAUUUUGGUUUGUGGUGGUAGGUUUGUACAAGGGAGGAGAAUAAUGGGACGAUUGUGGAUAGAAUGCAUGAUCCACCAGCUGAGCGUCGUGUAUCGUUUCCUCUCCAUUUUGCCUUCCUUUUUUUGUUAUUUAUGAUCCCGGGUUCGGAUAACUUAAUUAAUUUAUGGGUACAUGGCAAGUGUUCUCUGGUAAUUGAGAUUUUAGGGUUCGUUAUGUGUUGUGGGAUCAUUUACAAAAAUGUAUAUAGUGGGAAAACACUGAACUAGACUACCUUUUUGUGUUAAUCUUAUAUUGAUAUUUAUGACA
Molecule: messenger RNA, 3537 nt
Organism: Pistacia vera
Lineage: Eukaryota; Viridiplantae; Streptophyta; Magnoliopsida; Sapindales; Anacardiaceae
Product: protein MEI2-like 5
Exons: 15
Coding region: 420-3059 (879 amino acids)
Molecular function (GO): RNA binding
Source: RefSeq, a predicted model, not a curated record